Linepithema humile (Argentine ant) is the source of this 1665-nucleotide messenger RNA. RefSeq lists its product as uncharacterized. The record is from RefSeq and is a predicted model, not a curated record. Lineage: Eukaryota; Metazoa; Arthropoda; Insecta; Hymenoptera; Formicidae.
CGGAUUUCAACUGCUCCAUGUCCAUAGCAAAUAACACAUUAAAAGUUUUAAACUACAUAUAAAAUAUAUUAUUGAUGAAAUCACGAAGAAAAAAGAACAAAUAAAGACAUUAUAAUUAUUUUAUUAUUGCUUUGGAAACGUAUGGCAGAAACGCUUAAUGACAGCAUAAAAAAGUUGCGCAAAAAAAGCCGAACAUUAUUGGCACAUGUUGAUGAAAAUUCCAAAAGAGUCAAUGCUGAGGUAAAAAAGUUGCGUUCACAAACAUUAUCUUUAAUAAAUUACCAUAAUCAUAAAAGUCAAGAUUGUUAUUUAAGAAAAAACAGUGAUAUAUGGAAAUUACGUAACGAUUCCAGUGAAAUCAGUGCUGUUUUAUGUCCAGACUUUUGUGAUCCACAACGUGCAACCACAUCAGCACCAAAUAUGAUAUCUUCUGCAAAGUUAACAUUAACAUCUAGAAAACCCAAAGAGGAAUGCUCAAGAAUUAUAUCUAGAAAGCCAGUAAAAGAUUGUUACUGUUAUUCCAAAGUGAACGAAAUGCAUCUAAGAUCAUCAAGAACUUUGCAUAAGCCCACAUUACCUUGCUGUAAUUGCAGAAGUCUGUUUGAGUUCAAACCUAUCAAAGAAACUGAUGAUAAAACAACAUUAACUUCGCCGAUUAGUUGUGAAACAUUUAGAAGAGUUCAGAAAAUUGACUAUACUCCUAGAUCUCAAUUUCUUCGCAAUGUGCAGAAUAAAGUUUGCGAAUUACGGACUGGAGGUCAAGGAGACUGCGUGCAAACGUGUCCAGGAUUGUCUAAUUAUUGCAGAUUUAUAACAAAUGCGAGGCUGCAAGAUAUUUCUAAUGAGAAAUUAACAUUGCCAAACGAGCGUAAACAUGUUGAUGAGAAACAAAAAUCUCCAAAUUCCCCAACAGUGCCAGCAAAUUCAUUAGCAAGUGAACAACAUGAUUCCGACCGCGACAAUGUCACCUGUGUUUUUAAUAGAAGGGCUCAGGCAUCUGCACAAAAAUUGUCAAAAUCAACAUUACGAAAGACUAUCAGAUCUAGGAAAUAUCAGCAAAUAUUAGAGUCGAGCCAAAGAUCAAAAUCGCCUAUACAAAAUAAAAAAGCAAUGCAAUUGCUCAAGCAAGAUUAUCCUUGUCGCUGCAUGAAUGAACUGGAGAAAGAAACUAAACGUGUUGGAAAACAUAAAUUAUCAGAAUAUUACGAUCGAAGAGAUCGAUGCUCGAAGCAUGAUGAUGGUUCCGCAGUUGACGAUACCGUAAACCAGGAGGUUGAAGACUUAAGAAAGUUCCGAGAACAGAAUUACUUUGAGACGCAUGGCUCGAACUACACGUUGGCAUCGUCCAGAUCGUCAGGAUCGUUGCAACAGUAUUUCCUCAACGAGCGACUGUUUCCAGAACCGAUAGGCAGGAUUCAUAGACAGGAUUUAGUGGUAACGAUGCCGCCAUGCGCGACAACACAAAAAAAGCGCAUCCAUUGCUUUCCCAGAUAUGUGAUACGUCAAGAAAAAAAAGUCUGCAAUACGAGUUAUAGACGUAAACGAUGUCAAAGCUGUCCUCUCACUGGUCAUGCUAUCGAUCUUGGAAUUUUGAAGACUCGGCCGUUACUAAAUAGUUUGGCGCUCAAGUAUCAGAAACAAAUUCCUUAAGUAUGGCCGCUAAUU